CGAUAGAAGCAUGUAUACUGAGAAAUGGGGUAUUCAGUGAGAGAACAAACGUGGUGGGUGGUGGUGGUAGUGGGAAUGACAAUAUUGGGGCUUCAUGUUGGAGGAGGAGAGGGAUGCUUGAGAGAAGAGAGAGAAGCUCUUCUGAAACUGAAAGAAGCAUUCAAUUACCCAAAUGGCUCUUCUCUUCCUUCUUGGAAUAACCUUACCAAUCAUUCUGAUUGCUGCACUUGGGAGCGUGUAGCCUGUGACAACUACACUCACAGAGUGAUAGAGCUUGAUCUGAGUCACACCAGACCUCAAGAGUUGAGACGCAUCAAAUGGUCCCUUAAUGCUUCUUACUUUCUCCCUUUCCACCAACUUCAACACUUGGAUUUGUGGGCGAAUUACUUGUCACAGUCAGGGCUGUUUGGCGAUAUUAAGCUCCACAGCUUGGAACGGCUGCAUUUUGGGGAAAAUGAGCUCACAGAAGCCCCAUCUUUUGAUCUUUCUCGUUCACGCAAUUUGAAGGUUCUGAGCCUUCUUGGGAAUUUCUUGGAGGGUAGUCUUCCAGAAUCUAUUAUGUCUCUUACUUCCCUCACCUUCUUAUCAUUAAGCCACAAUAACAUGAAUGGCUCACUGCCAAAACAAGGAGGCUUGUGCAAUAUGAAGAAUCUUCAACAAUUGGAUCUUUCUUUAAACAAUUUCGAGGGAAAACUUCCAAUGUGCCUUGGCAAUUUGACAUCUCUAAGUUUACUUGCUCUUAACUCGAAUGGUUUUGAAGGAAUCUUUCCUUCCUGGCUCUUUCAUACUUUGAGAUCUCUAGCCACAAUUUCUUUCUCCGAUGACAAUUUCAGGGGCUCAUUCUCACUUUCUUUGCUUGCCAACCACUCCAAUCUUCGAGACUUUCACAUGUCAUGUUAUAACACCAAUGUCAAGCUCGAAACUGAGAAUCCCUCAUUUUUCCCUUCCUUCCAAUUGAGUUAUCUAUACAUCAACGGCUGCACUCUGAAUGAAGUAAACAAUAACAAAAUGCCUACCUUUCUUCUUUAUCAACAGGACUUGCUUGUUCUAGAACUCACACACUUGAACAUUUCGGGAGCUUUCCCAUCUUGGCUCUUGACAAAUAACACAAAAUUAAAUACUUUUGCUAUGAGCAACAACUUGUUGAUUGGUCCAUUUGAACCCAAUUCCACCUCAAAAUUGCUUCAAAUGCAAUUUUUCGAUGUUUCCUCUAAUCCCAUUAAACAUGAAGUGCCUUCAAACAUUGGCUCUAUUUUUCCCAACUUGAUUUCUCUAAACAUGUCUUCGUGUUCAUUGCAAGGUAUUUUUCCAGCUUCAAUAGGUGAAAUGAGACAAUUGAAUGAUCUUGACUUGUCAGAUAAUAAUUUAUCUAGUUACUUGCCCCAAGAAUUUGGUCGUGGGGGCUCUGAGUUGAGGUUUAUGAGGCUAUCAAACAAUAACCUGAGCAGCCCAUGUUUUCCUGUCAAAUCAACUUUUAGAUAUUUGUUGUUCGUUGGUCUCAACAAUAAUAACUUCAAAGGAAACAUUCCAACUGGGAUAAUUAAUAGUACGGGAUUAAGAAUGUUGGAUUUAAAUGCCAACCAGCUAUCUGGUGAAAUACCAAGCUGGAUUGGAAAUUUUCAACGUAUGAGCUACCUCAUUUUGUCCAAGAAUUCUUUGAGAGGUUCAGUACCACAAAGCUUUUGCAACUUAACUGAGCUUAUAUAUCUAGAGCUUUCUGAGAAUAAAUUCAAGGGCUCUUUGCCAAGUUGUCUCAAUAUGCCAUUAUUGAAAUACUUGCAUUUGCAAAGCAACCAAUUCAUGAGACCUUUACCUUCUACUUUAGCCAAUUCUCCCUUGCUGACUUUGGAUUUGAUGAGAAAUAAUUUUUCAGGUCAAGUUCCAAUAUUAUUUAGCUUAUUUUUGAAUUUAAGGGUUCUCAUCUUGAAAGAAAACAAAUUAAAGGUUCCAUUCCUAUUGAUUUGUGUGAGCUCAGGAAAAUAAGUAUAUUAGAUCUUUCUCAAAAUAAGCUUUCUGGAAGGAUACCAUAUUGCUUGAGUAACAUUUCAUUCGGAAGGAGGGAUGCACUACAAGAAACAAAAAUAGGCUAUUUCAUUACGUCAUGGAUGAUAAAACUUCCAUUGUUUGCAUGGGACUGGACUUUUAGAAUUCAUAUAUAUAAAAGUGAAGGAAAUGUUACCUUGUCUAGAUAUCAAGAAAUAGAUUUUACAUCCAAAUGGAGGUUUGAAUCUUACAAAGGGAAUAUUUUAAAUUUGAUGUCCGGUUUGGAUCUCUCAGGAAAUCAAUUGACAGGUAAAAUUCCUUCACAAAUUGGAUACUUAAGCACUAUUCAUGCCUUAAAUUUGUCAAAUAAUGAUUUGAAAGGGCCUAUUCCAGAUACGUUUGUUAACCUUAAGCAAAUAGAAAGCCUGGAUCUUUCACACAACAAAUUGACAAGCCACAUUCCAGCACAAAUAACACAACUUUACUACUUGUCUGUCUUUUCCGUGGCCUGUAAUAAUCUAUCUGGAAUGACUCCUAACAUGCAAUAUCAAUUUUCAACUUUUGGACUAAGUAGUUAUGAAGGGAAUCCUUUUCUAUGUGGCCCACCUCUAUGGAAAAAUUGUUCGUCUAUUGAUGAUAAACAAUUUAGGAGAUCCAAGGAACUUCAUCAUUGGAAAGAUGAUAACUUCCAAGAUGCCUUCUUGUGGACUUUUGCAGGAGCAUAUGUGGUGUUUUGUCUUGGGGUCAUUAUGGUUCUUUAUCUUAACCCUUACUUUUGCAAUUACAUGUUAUUAGAAAAAGUCUUGGCGAGUUAUUUGUACAGGUGGAGGCAUGCAUAAAAGAACGACCUUUUAAUAGUUCAUGUUAUUUUGACCAUGUAAUGUAACUGAUGUGCUGAACUCUAGUAGAAGUACAAAAUGAAAGAUGGCCAAUUUGAAGUCUUCUCAUGAUCAGAAAAGAAGUUAUAUUAAAAUAUUCAACCCAUCACUUUGUUCUUCUCUUUGUGUUGUAGUUCAGCUUAUUAGACAUAAUAAAUGAAGCAUUGCAGUUGUGUUGACUA
Messenger RNA from Prosopis cineraria, 3043 nucleotides. RefSeq names its product receptor-like protein 8. NCBI's taxonomy places the organism in Eukaryota, Viridiplantae, Streptophyta, Magnoliopsida, Fabales, Fabaceae. Gene Ontology annotation, molecular function: protein binding. The record is from RefSeq and is a predicted model, not a curated record. The transcript is spliced from 4 exons. Bases 25 to 1983 code for a protein of 652 amino acids.